AUGACAGCAAUGUUCAUCAAACACAAAACUUUUAUGUUUCCUUUGUCGUUGUUAUUACUUUUGUUCUUUGCGUCGACAGAUACAAAUGCGAUGCUCAUCAAAGACAUGUAUGCAUUUUGCAAGGAGACAGAAGACGUGAACUUCUGCUUGAAAUACAUUGGAACGGACGUACGUAUUAUAACCGCACGCGACUUCAAUGACGUGCUUUUAAUUGCGAUUUCUCAAUGCCAAUAUCAAGUGAACGAUGCAGCCACACAAAUCGACAAAGUCCGCCAAAAGUUUAGUGGUCCGAUAGGAACUCAUCGAAUAGUUUAUUGUCAGAACUAUUACGAGUUAGCAUAUGCUUUGUUCCGAAAAGCUUAUGAAGAAGCAGAAGGAGGAGAAUUCGCAUCCGUAGCUCAGAUAUCUGCAACGGAUGGGUUAAACUAUAUGCGCAAGUGCGAAGACGAAUGGAAAAAGAAUGGACCGAUACAAAAGUCUCCUGUCACUUUCUAUCUCACAAAUGUUGUCAAAUUAUUAUCUAUUAUUCAAGUUAUUAUCGAAAAGAUUAAUGGCUAG
Molecule: messenger RNA, 558 nt
Organism: Capsella rubella
Lineage: Eukaryota; Viridiplantae; Streptophyta; Magnoliopsida; Brassicales; Brassicaceae
Product: pectinesterase inhibitor 5
Exons: 2
Coding region: 1-558 (185 amino acids)
Biological process (GO): negative regulation of catalytic activity
Molecular function (GO): pectinesterase inhibitor activity
Source: RefSeq, a predicted model, not a curated record